ACGUUGGACAAUGUCCAGCGCAGCUUUAUUUUUCACGCAAUCUGCCUUUGCAUAACUUUCUUCCUCGCCAAAUACAGAUUUUCUCUUUCCCUCUCUUUCUCUUUAAAAUCCCGAUGCAAUCCCAUUAGCAAAACCCAAAACAAGUUCAAAAGAAAGUUAUGUCUUGGCAACAGUACGUUGACGAGCACUUGAUGUGCGAUAUAGAUGGUCAACCCAUCCAUCUUACUGCUGCUGCAAUUAUCGGCCACGACGGCAACGUUUGGGCCCAGAGCUCCACUUUCCCUCCGUUUACCCCUGAAGAAAUAAGUGCAAUCAUGAAUGACUUUGCUGAACCCGGUUCUCUGGCACCAACCGGAUUAUUCCUCGGUGGUGUAAAGUACAUGGUGAUCCAAGGUGAACCGGGUGCUGUAAUAAGAGGAAAGAAGGGUGCCGGCGGUGCGACCGUGAAAAAGACCAACCAAGCACUGAUAAUCGGGAUAUAUGAUGAGCCUGUAACACCUGGUCAAUGCAACAUGAUUGUGGAAAGGCUUGGGGAUUAUCUAAUUGAUCAGGGUCUUUAGUUAGUUUUCUUUUUGGUCAUUGGUAAUGUUCCUUCCAUCUUGUCCCAUUUCCUUUAUUUUUGAUAAAAGAUUAUAAUGGAGAGUUGGGUGUGAAGACGAAAUGGUUUUUUAGUAUGUUGUAUGAAUUUUUUUUUAAUGUUUUUAUAAUUAAAGCAUUUUUUGUUGGGAA
Messenger RNA from Gossypium arboreum, 729 nucleotides. Its product is annotated as profilin-1-like. Gene Ontology annotation, cellular component: cell cortex. NCBI's taxonomy places the organism in Eukaryota, Viridiplantae, Streptophyta, Magnoliopsida, Malvales, Malvaceae. The transcript is spliced from 3 exons. Bases 159 to 560 code for a protein of 133 amino acids. The record is from RefSeq and is a predicted model, not a curated record. Gene Ontology annotation, molecular function: actin monomer binding.